AUGUCCCACUUCUCCACGACGCAGUAUAAUUCCAUCUCGGCGGCGUACGACUCGGUCAACGACCUGCCCAUCUCGCGCGCCAUCGUCAUCAACGUUGAGCGCAUGAUCCGGCCGUAUAUCCGGGGUGCGCGCGUGCUGGAACUUGCGUGCGGGACGGGCUUCUUCACGCGGCACCUGCUGGACUGGGGCGCGGCGAGCGUCGUGGGCGUCGACGUGUCGCAGGGGAUGGUGGACAUGGCUGAGGCCGAGACGGCCAGGCGGCCCGAGCAUGCCGGCAAGUACAGGUUCAUGGUGGCGGACUGUAGCGCGCCGUUCUCCGCGAACGCCAGUGGCAAUGGCAGUGGCAGUGGCAGCAACAACGACGGUACCGGCGGAGACUUCGACCUCGUCUUCGCCGCGUGGCUGCUCAACUACGCGGCAGACCAAGCCAGCAUGACAGCCAUGUUCUGUAACAUCGCCAACCACCUUCGGCCGGGCGGGCGGUUCGUCAGCGUGCUCCCGCACCCCGAGGACGACGACCCGAUGGUGUGCAUCGACCAUGUCAACGCGCAGCGCCGUCUCGGGUACGGGUACGGGAUCGAGGUCCGCCAGACGCUGGCCCUCGCCGACGUCCCGCACGCGUACCACGUCCACCUGUACUUCGACACGGUCCCGCCCGUCGACUUUGGGAACUACUACCUGCCGAAGCGCGUGCACGAGGCCGCGGCGCGGCAAGGCGGCAUGACGGGCCCGCUGAGCUGGGAACCCGUCUCGCUUCCGGACAACUACGACGAGAUUAACCGGUACAUGAAGACGCCCGUGGCCGCGGGGUAUUUUGAUCCGUGGCUCGAGUACCCGGACUUUGGGAUGUUGGUGGUGGAAAAAAAAGCGAAAUAG
Messenger RNA from Fonsecaea nubica, 876 nucleotides. RefSeq lists its product as hypothetical. Lineage: Eukaryota; Fungi; Ascomycota; Eurotiomycetes; Chaetothyriales; Herpotrichiellaceae. The record is from RefSeq and is a predicted model, not a curated record. The transcript has a single exon. The coding region runs from base 1 to 876 and encodes 291 amino acids.